AGUUGUUCAUGGAGAAGAUUGAUGGGGACCUUUCACAGUGCAGUCUGUCCUGGAGUGUACUUCAAUACUUUGUUCAGCACUCCAAGACUCCAAUUACUAUAGACCCUCAGAGAAUUCAGUGUAAUGUGCUCAAGAUCGUGGAACUUCUGAAGAUUCCUAACAAAAUACACUUCAAAGGAGUAAGAGGUCCAUUUGUUAAAGAUUUCCUGAGAGAAAUCUACAAACAACGUGCAGGCCACUUGGUGAUCCAACUGACCAAGUCGUUUUACAAUGAGAUCAGUCUUAGAGAAGAACAACUGGACCCUACCGACUUUGACGCCUUGCGCUUUGCACUCCACUAUAGUGAUGGCAUCAGACUUGACCUCACAGAUGCCAUCAUUCCAUUAGAAGACAUUGGGAAUGCCCUAACACUUCUACACAGAGUGUUAAAACUUAGGGUUGACCAGAAGCUGCUGAUUAAGCUCAUCCAUGCCAGUGUGGUUUCCAAUGAGCAGAAGAAGGUGACUGUGUCUCUCUUGAGAGCGCUGCAAUACAAACUGGAUUUCUCCGGUCAGAAUGAAAUAUAUUUUAGUGCAGAAGACUGCAGGGCCAUCUCAAAUGCCAUCUGUUGUGCUAGUGAUGUAAAACUCAAGAUUCAGCUGACCAUACGGGACUGCCAAGUGGAAGAAUCUGGAAUGGAGGAGCUACUUCCAAUUCUCCACAAAGUAGUUUUCAGCUUUGAUAAAACUCUCCUCAAGCAGUUCCUCUCUACCAUGCUCCACUGUAGUGAACUGGAGUUGAGAAACUGUGCUUCAGCUAUCUUAAAAGCUGUUGGGAACGAGUUAGACCUCAGUCACGUUCAGCUGGACACUGGGCUCUGUAAAGCACUGGGGCUGGUUUUGGAGCAGUGCAAUGAACUCUCUAAGAUGGACUUCAGUUACUGUCAACUCACAGAUGAGCGCCUGGACCACUUGCUUCCACAUCUGCACAAAGCACAAGUUGUAAAGUAA
This is a messenger RNA of Alosa alosa (allis shad), 989 nucleotides long. RefSeq lists its product as uncharacterized. Lineage: Eukaryota; Metazoa; Chordata; Actinopteri; Clupeiformes; Clupeidae. The coding region runs from base 9 to 989 and encodes 326 amino acids. The record is from RefSeq and is a predicted model, not a curated record. The transcript is spliced from 4 exons.